This is a messenger RNA of Silurus meridionalis, 3208 nucleotides long. It is a transcript of the gene plag1, whose product is annotated as pleiomorphic adenoma gene 1. NCBI's taxonomy places the organism in Eukaryota, Metazoa, Chordata, Actinopteri, Siluriformes, Siluridae. The record is from RefSeq and is a predicted model, not a curated record.
CGAUUGACAGAAUCGUCGACGAGUCCGAAAUUUUAGAGUUUUUUUCUGAAAGCAACGGCGGGUGAAAGUGAAACUUGAAAAUGACAGGGCUCUGCACGAAUCGACGAAAGAGAGGGGCGGGGUCUGUAAAGUGGGCGUGGCUAAAGGUGUUCGGUUGCACCGCAGCGCAUAGCCUACACAAUGGCUGCUGGAAAGAGGAGAAAGCAAACAAUUUUCAGGCCCGCCGCGUCCAGCAAAAAAUAUGAGAAAAAAUUUAUUAAAAUUCGGGAAAUAGGUGAAAGUCAAGGAAAACACUCUGGAAAGGAUGUUAAGGCUCCCGCGAAAUGCAGGAUGUUUGUCCAGUCUCCGAUCUGCUUUUUCCUUUCUUCUUUUGGAACACUACCAUCAUCCUCUCUCACUUCCUCAGUGCCUGGCCUCUCUGUGGUGUUGAAGAUUCAGCCUCUGUCACUCUGUCACUGAUCGGACACAUCGCUUGUGUCCACUGUGUGGCUGGCCUGUGCUAAGUCGCCAUGGCCACAGUCACCCCUGACGAUGACUGCCCCAACCCGGCAGAGCACGAUCGAGUGAGGAAGAGGAGGCCAGAGGGAAAAGGGAGGAAAAACUUCCCCUGUCAGCUUUGUGAGAAGGCCUUCAACAGCGUGGAGAAGCUGAAGGUGCACUCCUACUCGCACACAGGCGAGAGGCCGCACCAAUGCACACACACCGACUGCACCAAGGCCUUUGUUUCAAAGUACAAACUGUUACGCCACAUGGCCACACACUCACCUGAGAAGACCCACAAGUGUAGCUACUGCGAGAAAAUGUUUCACCGUAAAGACCACCUGAAGAACCACCUGCACACACACGACCCCAACAAGGAGGCUUUCACUUGUGCCGACUGCGGCAAGAGCUACAACACAAAGCUUGGCUUCCGAAGGCAUCAGGCUCUGCAUGCGGCACAUCGCGGUGACCUCACCUGCCAGGUGUGUUUGCGACCAUAUCCCAACACCACCCUGCUGCUUGAGCACCUGCGUGCCCAUGCUGGCAAAAGCGCUACAGCUGGAGCCAAGGAGAAACGGCACCAGUGUGAGCACUGCGAGCGCCGUUUCUACACGCGCAAGGAUGUGCGACGUCACCUAGUGGUGCACACGGGUCGCAAAGACUUCCUGUGCCAAUACUGCGCCCAACGAUUCGGCCGCAAGGACCACCUGACUCGGCAUGUGAAAAAGAGCCACGGCCAUGAGCUGCUGCGUGUGAAGGCGGAGCCGCUGGAGUCCUCAGAGCCACACCCCUACCUGUUUGGCCAUGUUUCCUACUCUCCUCCACCACCGCCACUCCGUCCCGAGCUGGAGAGCUACCUUCUCGAGCUGCAAGCAGAGGAGGUGCCAAAGUUGAGUGCUGCUGCCACGUCCUCUGGAGAGACACCUCCAUCUUUGGACUUCUUGUCUCCUCUGUUUAACUUUCUGCCCUAUGGGCAAGGGGCGGGGCCAGCCUUGGGGGUAUCCUACAGCCAGGACGAGGGGCUUCCUGUGAUGACACCUUCUCAGGACGCUCCCGAUCCUCUGAGCCCAAUUCACACUCUCAAUCAUCCACACACGCUUUCACAGACGCACACCUCACCACAAGUUACACACUCGCCAAGCCUGAAUACAACCACCACCCUGCCUCGCUUUCACCAGGCCUUUCAGUGAUCCAAACAUACACACAUUUAGCUGUCAUAGCACUUACACACACCUACACUUACAUCAACAUGGCACUUAAUUUCAAAUACAAAUAAACAUACCAAGACAUCACAUAUUACUUAGGUCACUGACGCUCGUUAAAUUAUGUACCUUCGAGUACAUAUCACUUGUUCAUUUAAUCUAUUUCAGUCUGCAAGUUAGCAAAUAGAAGAUGUUGAACAUCUGACAGCUAUAAUUCAAAACAAUCUGUCUGGUUUACGAAUGUGUAUGUGCCUCGGUUUGCAGUGAAGUUUUGCUCUCAGACACUGAGUGCAUAUAGCUUUCCCAUUUAGCACUUUGAAUUUCUAGUGACGUUGAAGUUCCAUCAAAGCUAAACAUUUUUUUUUUUGUAUUUUUGUCUAUCACUUUGUUUGUUGGCUCACAAGCUGAUGGGUACUGAAAUGCCAGCAUCUGAGUGACUAUACACAGCCAAAGGCAACCAAACCCCUCAGAGCCAGAGUGUGGAUGGCUCAUCUUGUUUUGCCUUUCUUUUUGUUUCUUUUUUUUUUUCUUUUCUUUUUAAAUGUUAUUUUUUUAUGGCUGUUUGCCUUCAUGCUGCUGCUCAUUUUAAGGGCCUUAAAACUUUACCAGUGCAGAUCUGCUUCACUAUACAAAGCAAUAAAGGGAAACAUGGACUGACAUUACAAAGACUAUCAAAUGUAGACACAAUCAGCUCUUAAACACCCCCUUCAUUUUUAUCCCCUUGCCGUUUAUCUUUGUUUAGUUUUUUUUUUGUUUUUGCUCCCGGACACCAACACAACCUUCAACCUCAUCUGCCAGAAUGCUGUCCAUUGCACUGAUUCUGAAUCUCAUCAAUAAUAAAACAAAAACAUUCAGUUGUAUGGAUCUGUGCUGUCGCAUCCAAAGCACACACAGAAGUCUGAAUGGCAUACACAGUCUGUGAAGAAGCUCUGUUGUGAAUAAGUUACAUUUCUACAGCUAGUUUUACAGAGACUAUAGACAGCUCCAAAGGCUGUAAAACACACAUAUGGUUGGCACAAUCCUUUUCCCAAAACACCCCGGCAAAACCCCUGCACAGAUGUGCGUGCAUGUGCACAUGUGUGGGCAGAGAUGUUGGAGGUGUUUCAGAGUGAAUGUUGGGGUCUUGUUGAAUAUACAUUGGGAGGGGAAGGAUGUUGGAUGCUGGAAAGCCUCCAAGCUGGGCAUAUUUUUCAUAAUGGCACUUUUUAAAGAAUCUGAUGCCUUGGAUUUGUCAUGUUAUGAAAAUGUAUUAUAUGUUAAACCUCCUGCAUAAAAUGUUUAGAUGUCAUAUAUAGCUUUUAGCAGAUUGUUUUAGCAUGUGUGUAUAUACACUAUAUUGACAAAAGUAUUGGGUCACCUGGUCAUAAGUUUGGUAUGUAAUAUGUGAAUUUCUCAUUUAGUCCCAACUUGCUCUUAUAAUUCCCUCCACUCUUCUGGGACGAUGUUCCACUAGAUUUUGAAGUGUGCUUAUGUUCAUCAGCUUAUGUUCAUCAGCCACAAGGGUGAGGAGGCCUGGGGUGCAGUCA